Messenger RNA from Entrophospora candida, 933 nucleotides. The record is from the annotation of a GenBank genome assembly. Lineage: Eukaryota; Fungi; Glomeromycota; Glomeromycetes; Entrophosporales; Entrophosporaceae.
AUGGUAAAAAAGAAUAGAACUUGUGAGCGCUGUGGCUAUACAUGUGCAACACCUCAAAAGCUUCGUGAGCAUCUCAAAAGAAAAAACCCGUGCAGACCUCAAAAUUUCAUGCCUGUACAAGCCCCCAUGGCUAAACCCGAAAUAAUUCCAACUAAUACAGAGCCCCUGGUCAAGAAUCUCAAUGACAGAAAACCAGGGGAAACUGUUAAGCAAUGGGGCUCAAGAUUGCGAAAAAGAUAUAAAGAAGUAACAUAUGAUAAUUAUGAUCAGCCAAAAAAUUUAGCAGAAUGUAAACGGCUUUAUAAUGAUUUAAUGCAAGCUGAUCCAGAAGCAUUUAUCCCGCAAAAGCCCUUAGAUGAGCCUGCCCAUUCGCCAGAAGAAGACAAUUUCUUUAGUGAUCCAGAAAUCGAUCAUGAAACUGGACCAGGCCCACAAACUCAAAGCAAAUCCGCCAAAAAUAUGAGUCAGAGAGUCAAUGCCCCGGAUAUUGAUGAAGAAUUUCAGCGUCUAAGUAAUAUUACAGGAGAUCAUGAAGAAAAUUUAGUAUUUCGAGAGCAACAGUUAGGCCCCGCACUAAAAAGACGGGCUGUAGCCGUGCAUAAAGCAAAUGCCCCUAGAUAUCAUCCAGACAAUGGAAGCGAUAUAAGAAAAAUGCUAGAGAGUCAAAGAAAGCCAUUUCGGGAAAUACUUGAAAAAGAAUUUGAUAAGCGAGGGCAAUUCAAAUUUGCAUUAUGCUCUCUUACAAAAUUUCUAGUAGACAAAAAACCGGGAGCCAAUAAGGAGGCAGACAAAAAUAAAAAAUCGCGAACUGACUGGCUAAGAAAUAAGCAAAUUAUAGUAUAUAAUCGGGCAGAAAUAGAUGAUUACAUAAGUAAUGCUUUCGAACAAAUUUUAUAUCAAGUAGAGGAAAGGGGAGGCAAAUCUAGCGCCUAA